Colletotrichum fioriniae is the source of this 1431-nucleotide messenger RNA. RefSeq lists its product as uncharacterized. Gene Ontology annotation, molecular function: aldehyde dehydrogenase (NAD+) activity. NCBI's taxonomy places the organism in Eukaryota, Fungi, Ascomycota, Sordariomycetes, Glomerellales, Glomerellaceae. The record is from RefSeq and is a predicted model, not a curated record.
AUGACCGUCACUACCGAUAACGACCGCUCCACGGCACUGAGUUUCAGCGACCACUUUGUCCAGAUCAUUAACGGGAAAGCUUCUCCGACAGAGAGGAAUCGACAUGGAAUUAACCCAGCGAAUCUGACUGCAAAAGCAGAGGUCCCUGUUGCUACGCGCAAGGACCUUGAUCUUGCCGUUGCUGCAGCAAAAGAUGCCUUCAAAGCAUGGUCGAAGGUUUCGUAUGAAGACCGAAAGAGGGCCGUUCUGGCAUAUGCGGAUGCAGUCGAUGGCCACCGUACCCAGUUCAGAGACUUGCUUAUUUCUGAACAAGGAAAGCCAAUCCCUCAAGCAGACGCCGAAACAGAGGCUGCGGUCAGCUGGAUUCGUGGCAUGGCCGGUAUCCCACUACCCGAGGAUGUUGUGGAGGAUAACGAUCAUCGAACCAUUAUCACUCGUUAUGCUCCUCUGGGUGUCGUCGGAGCUAUUGUUCCUUGGAACUUCCCUCUGCUUCUGGCUACGGGCAAAAUUGCGCCAGCCCUCCUGACCGGAAAUGUGAUCAUUGUAAAGCCCUCACCUUUCACCCCGUACUGUGGGCUGAAGUUGGUUGAACUGGCUCAACAGUUCUUCCCGCCGGGAGUGGUCCAGUCUUUGAGCGGAGACGACGACCUUGGUCCUUGGUUGACAAGUCACCCGGGUAUUGACAAGAUCAGCUUCACUGGAUCCACAGCAACGGGAAAACUGGUGAUGCAGAGUGCAAGCAAGACUUUGAAGCGAGUCACGCUGGAAUUGGGAGGAAAUGAUCCCGCUAUCGUGUUCCCGGAUGUUGAUGUUGACAAGGUCGCCGAGAAGAUAUGCCUGAAUCUAAAGCGUAUCUACGUGCACGAGACCAUCUUCGACCGCUUCAAGGAGGCCUUAGUGAAGCACGUCAAGGGGUACAAUCUUGGUGAUGGCUCGCAACCUGGCGUCACUCAUGGACCUCUGCAAAACUCGAUGCAGUAUGAGCGAGUCAAGACAUUCUUUUCAGACAUUGAGUCUCAAGGAUGGCAAGUUGCUGUAGGCGGCAACAUCGAGAAGUCUCAAGGGUACUUCAUUACCCCUACGAUCGUGGACCGCCCUCCUGAAAAGUCGCGUCUGGUUGUCGAGGAGCCCUUUGGACCUAUCGUUCCCCUCCUUUCCUGGAGCAGCGAAGACGAGGUCAUAUCCCGUGCCAAUGACACCUCAAUGGGCCUAGGAGCAUCCGUGUGGACAAACGAUUUGGAGAAAGCCGCAAAGGUUGCUAGGCAAAUCCAAGCAGGCAACGUUUGGGUCAACACACACUUCGAUCUCACACCCCUCGCUCCGUUCGGUGGGCACAAGGAGAGUGGCAUUGGAGCCGAGUGGGGUGCAAAUGGCCUGAAAGGGUUCUGUAACGUGCAGACCCUAUUUCUUAACAAGAAAGUUGUUAGUUAA